Grosmannia clavigera kw1407 is the source of this 3204-nucleotide messenger RNA. Its product is annotated as nitrilase cyanide hydratase and apolipoprotein n-acyltransferase. Gene Ontology annotation, molecular function: catalytic activity. The coding region runs from base 1 to 3204 and encodes 1067 amino acids. The transcript has 11 exons. NCBI's taxonomy places the organism in Eukaryota, Fungi, Ascomycota, Sordariomycetes, Ophiostomatales, Ophiostomataceae. The record is from RefSeq and is a predicted model, not a curated record.
AUGAUAAGCCCUAUCAUGAGUUCCUCGUCGAAAAUAGUGACGGUCGCGGCCGUUCAGGCAGCGCCUGUUUCCUUUGAUCUGGCAAGGAGCCUGGAGAAGCUGGGCAAGCUGACGGCUGAAGCGGCUGCCAAAGGAGCUGACCUUGUGGUGUUCCCGUGGGUUAAUUCGCCCACCAGCAGCACAGUUCUCGCAAUUGACCUCUGGGGACGAGAGUGGUACGCUAGGUACUGCAAAUCCUCCGUCGAGGUCCCCUCCCCCGAAUAUGACGUCCUCGUUGAGACAGCGCGAAACUGCAAUGUCCUGCUCCAGGUUGGCAUCAUCGAGAAGGCCGGCGGCACACUGUACUGCACAGCGCUGUUGUUGGACAGAGACGGGUCCAUGCUGUACAAGCAUCGCAAGGCAAGUUCAAUGCCCUUAAUACCAACAGCCGCUGAGCGUCUCGUCUGGGGCCGUGGAGCUGGAGAUGGCCUUGCUGUCGAGGCCACAAGCAUCGGGAAGAUCGGGAGCCUCAUUUGCUGGGAAAAUUAUAUGCCUGCGGCUCGCAUGGCUCUUUACCAGCAAGGCAUCGAGAUAUAUCUGGCUCCGAACGCCGAUGACCUCCCUGCUUGGACAGCGACAAUGCAGCACAUUGCCAAGGAGGGCCGUUGCUUUGUCAUUUCUGUGAACUCCGUCUGCCGUGUCUCCGAUUUUCCCGAUGACUACCCCCCUUUCACACCGGAACACCACGAUAGAAGACCCGAUGGAGGGAAAUGGGAGAAGAAUGAUAUCGUCAACCACGGUGGUUCUUGUGUCGUGGGCCCACUGGGACACUUUCUUUCCGAACCACUCUGGGACAAGGAAGCAAUUAUUUACGCCAAGCUAGACUUGGGUGAGAUCCAUGAGUCUCGGCUCGAUUUCGAUCCUGUGGGGAGUUACUCUCGGCCGGAUAUUUUCGGCCAGGAGGAAAUUCGCCACGCCUCCGGCCAAGGUGGCGUGUCUGUCAUGUGCCAGAACCAAUGCCGCGAGUGCGUGUACAAGCCUAGCAGGCGAGGUGGCUCUCGCGCGCGAAGAAAGGACCGUCCGCUGCCGGACGACGUCGCAGAGCGUGCGAGACAGGUCAGGAUGGCUGAGGAGAAGCAGGAGAGGGAAAGGCAUGACCCUAUCUCAGUUGCGAACUAUAUCGAUCCCGGAGCGGGACUCGCGCAGAUCCAGGAGGACUUUUAUCAAGAUAGCGACCUCAUCUUCGACAGUUUGUUCGCAUCCGAAACAACCUCCGUCAGAAACAACACAGCUGGACAGGACGAUGUUCCGGACAUGGACGCCGGGAAUAGGCCGGAAACGGGACUGGAAACUCUACCGCAGGUUCCUAUGGUCCGAACAUACAGCAGCGAUGCUGCCAUUCUGGAGGCAUACUAUGUCUUCAUACACGCCUACUUCCCGAUCCUGCCCCCACCGGUGGAUGUGCCUGUGGACAGACCGUUGGCCCAAUACCAGAACCAGAUGAGAGACGAUGAGUUCGAGCCAUCGUCCCCCAUAUCACUGGCCAUCUCCGCCAUUCUAGCCCUGAUCCCCUGCCCUGACGACAUGAAUCACCAAGACCACGAGUCUGUUCUUUUUCGGCGUAAAUACGCCCAGUAUCUGGCCCAAUCGGCAAUCGAGAGCAUCGAGAUCGAGAACGAAAUACCUCACUCAUCCGUCGAGCCGGCUCAGGCGCUCGAGCAGGCAACCGAGGAGACGGCGAACGUGCACUUAGGGAUAUCCUCUGCCACUCGGAUGCCCUUUCAUCCUGGCGUCCCGCUCAAUCUCGAGUCGGUCAUCGCUCUCGACAUCCUCAGUGUCUAUGAGUAUGCCCAGCGUGGUAACAUCAAGAAGAUGCAGAGCCGGGCCGGUCAAGCACUUGUGGCGGCGAUGGCUCUGGGUCUACAUACAACGCCCGACGGGGCUGAGGCGGUCGAGGCCAAGCGAAGGGUCUGGUGGAUGACGUACGUUUGUGUCUGCCAAGGAUCCAUCGUGGGUAACACGAAUCCGACGUUCGAAGUUUUUGCGCAGCGCUUCACAACCAAAUUUCCCAUCAUCGAGGCAGACCCAGAGGCCCAACAGGCCAUUCUGGCUGCGACACAGUUCGUUGUCGAGCUCAACAAGACAGUUCAGGCCGGCGACGAUAUGACACGCAUCUAUGCGCGAAUGAAGGAGUUUGAGCUCUUCCUUGAGCCUCUCAAUACCAGUGCCAAUCUCUGGGACCUACCCGGCACCAUCGCCUCCCCCGUUGACCCUACGGAGCAAGUCCUCACACGCUCUUUGAGAUGCAUGGCUCGCAUCAAGCUUAACAGCGCCCGCAUCAAGGUCCACCGGUACUGUGCCUUCUAUGAUCAUCCGGUGUUCUCUCGCAGACACUGCGACCUCACGUCUGUGCCUUCAGAAUGGACGACGGGAGCCGGUGCAAGAGUGGAUGGAAUCCAGCAGGAGCCAAAGCAGUCGGACAGCUGCUCGUGCAGCUCCUCGUUCUCCUUCAACAGCAUCAGCAUCUCACCACCACCUCCGUUCUCUGCACUUCGAGCUGGCACUUCUGGAAUGUCCAGCAUGCCCGUCUUAACCCCUUCAGACACCAGCAGAUCUUCCUUUUCUUCCUCCAAUAUCCCCACCACCUCUCCAUCAGCCCGUACUAACCAUAAUUACCCCUCGCGUUCUUUCCCUUUCAGCAGCCACCAGUCUGCUAAGAUUUGCCUCAAGUCUGCCCUCAACAUCACCCAGUCCUUUGCUGGUCUGCCUUAUCCGAACCCCACUGGAAUUCAGCCCCCACCCCCGACAACGCGGACCCAGCAGCAAGAAAACAGUCCCACCGGCUCAGCCAAUCCAGCCAGCAUUCCCAGCCAGGUUCAGCAGUUGUGCUGUCUGUCUUCUCCGACCUGUUCGGCAACUGCCGUCGUGGCCCCACGCACGAUGCCCGCAUUUGCCUGCUGUGCGAUGCAGUGCGCCUACGCCCUGCUUAUGGUGGUUCACAAAACCAACGCACUGUACCCAGCUGGUCUGGAGCAGCAGCAGGGUGGUGAGACUGGCAGCGGAGACGACAAUGGCCUCUUGGCUGCCAGCCUGCUUACACGUCUUCGGCAAGGGCUGGCGUCUAUUCUGGCCACCUUGGAAAAUUACGGAGUGGCGUUUGAGGCUCUAGGUGGCAUGCGAGACCAAAUACGAAGCGCCGCCGAUCCGUUUCUCACACCGACGUAA